AUGAUGCCGUCGUUACUUGGCCUUCCCCUCGAGGUCCUUAUGCAAAUCGUACAACAAACGAUCCCCGCGGAGUUUGAAGCCACUGCCCUCUCUUGCAAAGCUCUGUUUGCUGCCAGCACCCCUUUCCGAGCGCAAGAUGAAGAGCAAGAUGAAGAAGUGCUGAACUCCCUAGAAGCUGAGGUUCCUGCGGCUCUAAGGAACUUAGUGCUUACCUCACCCUUUAUCGAACACUUUGGGGGAGACCCCGACGAUUGGAUUCAAGGGAUCCAACAGUCCGGCAUCUAUGCAGACGUUUUUCUCUUAACCUUGCUAUCGCAAGUGCGAAGGGUGACCUUAUACCCACGCUGGGAUGAACUAGAUCCUUGUCAAACGCACUACGUUUUGAGUAACAAACACCUAUGGCCGGUACUCAAGCAGAUUACGUACCAGGCUAAACACUCUGAGGAGUUUCCUGGGGCGCCGUUGUCUAUGCUCUCUACCAUAGAGUCAUCCCGUGACUUUAGUUCUGAUGAGAAGUCCCCAUUGACACCAUUUGUACCAUUCCUCGCGAUUAAUUCUAUAUCCGAAGUCUCCCUGGUCAGCUGCGUCUUCUAUGAUGAUGGGUACACAGGAAUGGCAUUUGACCCGUUGGUGGAAUGCUAUAGCACAAACUUGCGGACGUUAAAUGUGGAUGCGUCUGUUGCUGGCCCAAAGGAGCUAUCACAGCUCCUAUCACGAAUUCCAAACUUAGAGAUCUUCAGGUUUUCUCACCAGACUAAGCAUCAUGGCUGUGGCUAUCUCUAUAACUUUGGUGCAUUCUUGGAUACUGUGCAGAAUAUCUGCGGAAAGACACUCAAGGAAUUGUCGGUGAGGCUUAUCAUUUUGGAGUCAGGGGGAAGCAAAGGAGCCACACUAGUGGAUAUGACUCGUUUUCAGAAAUUGGCUGUGCUUGGAAUUAAUAUCGAGAUGCUGUGCGGUCCCCCAUAUGAUUCGUCGAUGAGGGAUUUGGACGCAGAAGAGAUUGAGUCGGUUGGUAGUCCAGCCUGGCCCAAACUGAUUAAUAUGUUGCCAGUGUCUAUUGAAAAGGUCAACUUAUAUCUCGACACAUUUGAGGAUGAUUAUCUGAAGUGCAUCUCUCAUUUAGUUGAGGAUCUUCCAGAGGCUCGGGUCACGAAGCUGCCUUGUUUGGAUAAGUUGAGCCUUUUUGUGCAUUCGACGAUUCCGGACAAGGCACUCGAAGUUUUAAAUGCUGCGAAGAGAAGUGGUUUUUCCAUUUUGAAGGAUAGAACAUCCAAACCUCUUCUAUAA
Messenger RNA from Penicillium lagena, 1287 nucleotides. RefSeq lists its product as uncharacterized. Bases 1 to 1287 code for a protein of 428 amino acids. The record is from RefSeq and is a predicted model, not a curated record. NCBI's taxonomy places the organism in Eukaryota, Fungi, Ascomycota, Eurotiomycetes, Eurotiales, Aspergillaceae. The transcript has 2 exons.